GCCAAUCUCUACUUGUAUUUACAGAAGCUUAAGACGGAGAAGUGCACCAGUACGGCGUCAGUCCUUUUGGAGGCGAUGAGGUUCGCUCACGGCAUGUUCGGGUUCCUUAAAGUCACCAUUGCCGAGCUUGAUUCACCCAGGGUAAAGGGAGCUGCGCACUCUAUGUUUGUGCAGAAAAAGGUGAGGUCGCAAGCUCCAGCCAUCCCGGUCGAAGUCGUGAAGAAACUCGUUGGACAUGCAGGAGACCCCGCAGAAGAGCCCCACGUGUCUAUGAUCGCAGGUCAGCUCUUGAAGUGCAUUUUUGGGGUUGGAAGAUGGAGCGAUUUCAGGAGUGCCGGGGGUCUCGAGAUAGAUGAGUUUGAGGGCACUGUGAUGUGGACCAUGUGGACCACGGAUCAUAAGACCGCUCAGACCAAGGAGGCCAAGACACGUUUGCUUCCCUUUUUAGGCCUAGGAUAUUGGCCGGGCUUCGGAAACUGGAUCAGCACCGUGAUCGACAACCAGACGGCGGCGGGCUUAGAUCAGGGGCUGCGCUCCUGGAACCAUCACAGUUCCAUGUGGAAUCCGUGGCUCAUGAGUUCGUCGGAAGCUACAGCUUGGUUGAGAGAGACCAUGCUAGGUCACCAUGUUGAGGCGGCGACAAAGUCCGCUACCACCUACGAUCACAACACCAUGCUAGCUCUUCAAGCAAAAGUGCUCAAGAUGAUAGAGAUGAUCGCAGUGGGUUCUUAUCGACCGGACGACCCCCCAGCGGCUCGCCUUAAGGCGAUGGCGGGGUCGAGCAAGGACAAUCUGGAGGGUCAGGUUGAGUCGGCUGAAGAGAAACGCAUGCAGGAGGCAAAUCAAAGCUCUUCGUCCGAUGAUGACGAGGAGGCAGAACCUAAAGAAGUAAUCGAGGUUCAGAGAGAACCUCUCCCGGCUGAUGCCGGGAACUAUUCGUGGUUUCGGCACCGUGUCAGCAGCAUAGUGCACAUCGCUUCCGAUUCCAGUGGUCAUCGCUUGAGGACGCAUGACCGAGCCAAGACGUCUGCGAAGAGUGGAAUCGGUAGAUCCCCGAUUCUAGCGACAUGGCGCUUGAUAGUGAGGCCUCCUUCAGAUCCAGCGAACGCAGGCAUCGAUGACGCUGCUUUGAUGAACCAUGUUAACGGGCUGCUUACUCAUGCUUUGACUCCAACAGCAGUGGCGGGUCUUAGGCGCCUAGCCUUUGAGGCCCAGGCGCUGGCCCUCCAGGACUUGAAGACCAAGCUUGAGAGCCCAGCCGAGCACGAGCCAAAGGUUCUUCCCCUCCAGGAGAAGAUGGCUCGGCUUACACGGCAAAAGGAACGUCUUGUGGGGGUAGUGCUCACCCCUCACAAUACUCCCAGCCACGCCUUAAUAGACAAGGCGUGCUCGCAAUUGGAAGAAGGAUCUCUUCAGUGGAUCCAUCCCAACAAGUGCACCUCGCGACAUUCUGAGGCCCUCUCGGAGAAGCCUCAGACUUCAUUGUCAUUCGAUUCCAAGGGGUCCAUCAAGGUAAGCAAGGCAUCGCAUGACCUCGAGUGUGAUACAAGCAGCGCUCAUCUCUUGAGAGUGGCUCUUCAGAGACGUGCUCUCGCCUACGACGUGGCCAAUCUGUUCAGCUUCAGCGUCCUGGAGAGGUGGCAUCAAUCACUAUUUGAUCGACUUCAUCAUGUACCACCCCCUGGAUACUUGGCUACUUCCUUGCAUCAGCUGGUGGCUGCGGACAAGGCGCUGUGGUUGCUCGUCGCGGAGGACACCAGGGCGAAGCUCACGGAGAUGGACCCUGACCAGCCGGCCUUGAGACUAUGCGAGUCUCACAUGAACUACUACGCUGACCAUCCGGACGUCCUCUUUCAUCUGAUGCCCCUCAAGGCAGGGGGAGCGGCUAGCGGCGGAAAGCAGCCUCAGUCGGAUCAACCAGGUCGGUCUCGCAAUGCUCGCCGCCAGAACCGGAGUCAAGGCUCCAAGAUGACCCAGCAGGCGCAGGUCAAGCGGCCAGACAAUCCCGGCUACUCCCCCAUCGUGGUCCCGGAAGGCUGCACCAUCAUGUUCAACGGCGGCAAGCCCAUUUGCAAGAAGUUCAAUGUGGGACGAUGCAAAGUCAAAACGGCCAAGGGAGGCCGUUGCUCCAAUGGUUUCCACGUCUGCUGGAAAGAAGAAUUCGCAAGUGCAUUGAUCGCAGAUGGUGACCUGUCCUACGACAGUCUUCGCCGUCUUUUCUCCCUUUUGCCGCUUGAACCUCCGGCGAGGGGAGUGGGUGUCGGGAUGUCGGGCUCCUUCACUACGGGUGCCUACUCAUUCGGCGGCGAGGUUGGACUUCGCCGCAAUCUUUCCUCCUUCCCGAUUACGUCCUCUCUGCUUGCCAAGCACGUCCAGGCCAUUUCUCCGUCUUUUUCCUUCACGAGCGUGGCGCUUUUUCGUAAUUUGAAGACUCCUUGUCAUCGAGAUGCCAAUAACUUCCCCGACUCCUAUAACCUGGUUGCACCCGUGGCUCACUUUGAGGAGGGUGCCAUCUGGUGCGAAGAUGACGGCGGAGAUCAUCUUCUUCAUUGCGAUGGUGUACAGUGUCGUGGCCGUCUUCUCGAUGUUGCACGUGGACCAGUUCUUCUCCCAGCUGCUUCGUCGAGGCAUUGCACCUUGGAUUGGACAGGUGACCGCCUCGUCUUGGUCGCGUUCUCUAUCCGCGAGGCCCUGGACUUGCCGGUGAAGCUACGAGAUCGUCUCCGCCAGCUCCACUUCACUCUCCCGGACAGCGUUGGUGACCUUACUCAGCCCCCUCCUCUGACCCGAGGCCAGACGCAGGUCGCUAGGCGCCCCCUCAUGGUUGAGAUUUGCUCUGGGUCGGGCUCCUUGUCUGCGGCCUUUCGAGACCGUGGAUUCCCCACUAUGGCCAUUGAUCGCCCAGGUAAUGACCAUCGAUUGUGCCAUUCCUUCGUGCCCCUGGACCUCACGCUCCCUCGCAAUCAGGAUCUCUUGAUGGGCGCAUUGAAUGAUGCUGUACUCGUGGGACACGUUCACCUGGGCGUUCCCUGUGGAACUUGUAGCAGGGCUAGAGACAAGGCUCUUCCCAAGAAGGUUCGCGGCAAGUUCGCUGCUCCCCAGCCGCUGCGUGAUGCCGCUCAUCCCUUAGGUAAGCCUGGUCUUGCCGGGCCCUCCAAAGACCGUGUACGUGCUGCGAAUGAGCUGUAUCGAUUCGCGAUCCGGGUCGUUUUGUGGGCCUUCCAGCGAGGAGUUCCUGUGACCAUCGAGAACCCUUCACGCAGCUGGCUUUGGCCGGCUUUGGAAUGUCUCGUCAAGCGCAUGACCGCCGAGUACGGACCAGACUUGCGAAGGGCCUGGAAGUCUCUCCGCUACUUUGAUCUCGAUGCUUGCAUGUUUGGGGGUAAGCGUAAAAAGCGAACCAGGUUGGCUUCAUCUUUUGAUCUCUCCUCGAUGGCCCGCUCUUGUGACGGGCGACAUGAACAUUUGCCCUGGUCCAUCACCGAGGUCAACAACAAGCUCUCCUUUGCUACAGCCGAGGAGGCUCAGUACCCUUCGCUCUUUUGUCAGACCUUCGCCAACCUGUUUGUGGCGCAUUGGGAGCGCUCUGGUGUUUUGCUUCCCCCGCCCGGCAACUUCUGCUCGCUCUCAGGCUCGCGAGCUUCCCCUCCUCUUAUCCCUCAGUUUCGAGAGAUCGUCGAGGCACCAGUUGCUCCCCGGGGCGAGCAGUACAAGAUUCUUGCCUCCGAACAAGGGGGGGGUCUACAAGGCAAUAAGACGCCGGAGAACUCUGGUUGCAAAGUUGGUAUCAGAUGGACCCCUCAGGAGUUCCUUCAGCAGGCGAAGCAGGUCAAGCAUCCCAUGAAUCCCGAUCAGGCCCUGAGUGAGACAGUCAAAGACGCGCUCUUCCACAACCUCACGCUGCACCCAGUGGAGGUCGCCAAAUCUCGCAUCCAGGCCGUGAUAACCAUCAAACAGAUGGCGGAAGAGCUGGAAGAUCGAGAAAGGGAAUUUAAGGAUAAGUUGGACCCUAUUGUGUCUGCAAUCCUCAAGCCCAAGCGGCUUCUUCUGUGGAAGAGUUUGCUGUCCGCUGCAGAGUACGAUGAUAUGGCGAUAGUUGACCUGGUGGCAUCUGGGAUCCCAUUGACGGGCUCUCAUGGGGCGGUUCCAGCUCUUCCGGAGAAGCUAGUGCCAGCCACUGACUCACACGCAUCACUCUUGGCCUCAGCACCGUUGAGGAGAAUCGCCAUAACCUCGCGAAACAAGGAGACCUCGGAAAAGGAGCAAGCGGACCUAACCGAGGCGGCAGAUGCCGAGGUGAAGCGUGGAGAGAUUGAGGGCCCCUUCUCCGAGGACCAAAUUACGGAACACUUCGGAUCGUCAGAGUGGCUCCUGAAUCCGAGGUUUGCCCUGUAUCAGGGCGCCAAACUCAAGUUGAGAGUGAUAGAUGAUGCCCGGCGCUCUGGCCUCAAUGAAGCCUAUCAAAGGACUUGUGCGGCUACUCUUAUGGACCUCGACUCGUUGUCGUGUGUCAUAGCUGCGCUCGCCAAGGCCAUCGUUGAGGGGACAUUCCAAGGCUCCGAAGUCCACGAAGUAGUCAGGCUCGAGCAGUGGAUGGGGAGGACGCUAGACCUCUCCCGGGCAUACAAGCAACUGGCCAUCGACCCGUCUAGUCGUAGGGUUUGCGUCUUGGGAUUUCAGAAGGGCCCAUCGUGGAUUUACUAUCGCUGCAAUGUCCUACCUUUUGGGGCCCGAGCCUCCGUGUUCUCAUUCUUGAGAGUAUCCAGAAGCCUGCACUUCAUCAUGGCCAAGUACCUGAAGGCUCUGAACACAGUUUUCUUUGACGACUACCCGAUGGUGGCCACGGGGAGCGGAUCACAGAUCCUUCUGAAAUCCGCGUCGUCUGUGCUUAAUCUUUUGGGUUGGGCACAUGCGGAGGAAGGGGAGAAAGCCCCUGGCUUCCAACAGGAGUUUGUGGCUCUAGGAGUGCAGAUAUCGCUGAACAAUCUCGGCCAGGGUAGGUUCACCGUCAGCAACAAGCCGGGGAGGGUGGAAAAACUCGUGGCCAUGAUUCAGGAGGCGGCAACCAAUCCAGAUGUGGCGAAGUCGCUUCCAGAGCUGCAUGGCCACUUGAACUUCGCCUCAGGAUUCUUCUACAACAAGGGUUUGAAGUUCGUUUCCAAGGCCCUGAACAAGGCGUCCUCUGACCCGGCAUCGGAGGUUUUCCAAGGCCUUUGUAGAGUAGCUGUCUCCCUCCUGAGGGCGACUCCGCCAAGAUCUUUCGAUCUAAGCAUCUCGGGUCCCCCACUCCUCGUAUUCACGGACGGGGCGUGGGAAUCUGGUCGGGCCGGAGCGGGGGCGGUUGUGCAUUGUUGCGCUACUGGUGCAACCUUUGCAUGUGAGAUUCCGGUCCCUCAGGAGCUUGUUCGUUCGUGGCUCCGCGAUGCUGGAGAGCAGAUCAUAUGUCAGAUAGAGAUGUGGGCAUUUCUAGCUCUCCGGGUGGCCAUGUGUGAGCGCUUUCACGCUAUGCCCGUUUUAGCCUGGAUCGAUAACGAAGCGGCCAGGUACGCCCUCAUGAAAGGGACGGCUGAUUCUGUAUCUCUCAGGAACAUGGCACGCCUGAGCCAACACGCGGAGCUAACAAGCCCCGCUCUCAUAUGGUUCGAGAGAGUAGCAUCCUUUUCCAAUCCUGCAGAUCUGCCGUCGAGAGGCGGUCUGGUGCAGGCAUGCGUUGAGUAUGGUGCUGAACCAUUUGAGUUGCCAGAUGUGUCUGAACUGGUGCGUCAGUUGCUCAGGCUGUCUGAUCAACCGUGGGCUGAGAUUUAG
Symbiodinium sp. CCMP2456 is the source of this 5805-nucleotide messenger RNA. Lineage: Eukaryota; Dinophyceae; Suessiales; Symbiodiniaceae. The record is from the annotation of a GenBank genome assembly.